AUGCGAAACCUCAACCAAUUGAAGGCACAGAAAAAACGAUUACCGACCAAUAUCAAAACAGGGGAUCGGAGCAGAUUUAUUCACGAAAAGAAGAUCAAGAAAAUCAUUAAAUAUGUGAAAGAAUCGACUCAAAUCGCCACAUUCAUGGUCAUUGUCCAUCUGUCUCUAUUCAAGGAACAUGAUCAGGAAUUCUUGACACCCCAAGCCAUUCGGAAAAUUUUGGGUUUUUUCCAAAAUCUUUGGUUGAAACUCGAAAGUGGCCAGUCAAGCUUGAUUGAGAAAUACCCUUGGGCCAAACGAAACUGGUCUUUGUUGACCUUAGAAAAUCCUCACAGACUCCAUGUGGAUUUCAUACGGAAUCCCGAGGAUGUUUACCGGAUGGCGUUCAAUUUUGUUGGAUAUUGGGCGAAAAAAAAUGGCAAAGGUGUUAAAGGUUACGGCAGCAGUGACCACUUUACCAAUGUGAUGGCUACGAUGGACUGGAUGGUAUACUAUUCGAACUAUGAGAUCAUUUCUGGGAGUUUAAAACGGCGCAUCAAACGUACUCAACAAGGAGAAGAUUGA
Messenger RNA from Puccinia graminis f. sp. tritici CRL 75-36-700-3, 564 nucleotides. RefSeq lists its product as uncharacterized. The record is from RefSeq and is a predicted model, not a curated record. Bases 1 to 564 code for a protein of 187 amino acids. Lineage: Eukaryota; Fungi; Basidiomycota; Pucciniomycetes; Pucciniales; Pucciniaceae. The transcript has a single exon.